AUGGCUUCGGCAGUCGACGAGAUCGCGGCGGCGCCCAAGGGCUCACCAGCUGCAGUAGAACCAGUGACCGAAAAGCCGGAUUACAGUCCUAAUGAAGAGGCCUCAGACUCGGAGAGUCUGCAGGCAGGUGUACGCAGGGCCGAGAUGCUCCGCAAGGGCUGGACGCGCCAAGGGCUGAUUAUAACAUUCACCGGGUACUCUACAGUCAAUCAAAUCAAUAAGCGUCCUGCCUUGCUGAUUCUCGACAGACUGUUCCUGGCUUCUCUGGUGAACAACUUUGGCGACUACUCCACCCAGGUGUACGUGCCGUAUGCGACAUCCUCGUUCAAGCAGCACUCGGCCAUGUCGGCUGCGAAUGUCGUGGCCAAUAUUACGCGGAUUGCGGCGUAUCCCAUCAUUGCGAAGCUGGGAGAUGUCUUUGGGCGAGCGGAGAUGUUCACCCUCUCUAUCCUGUUCCAGGCUAUUGGAUAUGCCAUCUAUGCGGCAUGCAAGAAUGUUUCGCAGUACAUUGCCGGGGGCAUCUUCGAGAAUAUCGGUUCCACCGGCUUUGGCCUCACGCAGCAAGUCUUCGUAGCAGACGUCACAGACCUCGUCAACCGCGCCGUCUGGUCGACCCUCCCAGACUCGCUUACCGUCAUCCCAGCCCUCUACAUCGGCACCGAAAUCUCGACCCGCAUGCUGGCAGACUCGCACUGGCGCUGGGGCUACGGCAUGUGGGCAAUCAUCCAGCCUGUCUGCUCUACUCUGCUGGUCGGCGCAAUGCUCUACUACCAGCGGCGCACGCCAGCACCCAAGAAGACAUCCGAGAUGAUCGGCUGGAACGACGACAGCAACCAGAGCUACUGGAGACGCAUCUACAACGUAGUCUGGAUCCAGCUCGACGGAUUCGGCGCUGUCCUUCUUCUCCUGGGUCUAUCGCUCUUCCUCAUCCCCUUGUCACUCACAGGGUCCGGGAACAGCGAUGACUGGCACAAGGGCUCGUUCAUUGCAAUGCUCGUACUAGGCGUGGUCAUCUUCGCCGUCUUCAUCGCGUGGGAUACCUGGGUUGCCCAAAAGCCAUUCAUCCCGUACCGCAUGAUCAGGAAUCGAACUGUCGCUGCAGCCUGUCUACUCGGCGCUCUGGAUUUCUUCCACUACUCCGUCUUCACGGUCUUCUUCACCAGCUACCUCCAGGUCGCCGCUCAUUACAGCCCUGGCACGGCAACGCGGAUUGACAACUCCCUCCGCGUCGCCUUCCAAGUCUCCGGAAUCUUCGCCGCCUACUUCAUGAAAUACACCCGUCGGUCCCAGAUCUGGGUUCUGACCGGCGUGCCCCUCUGCGUGCUCGGCAUGGGCGUGCUGCUCUACCUAGUCGACAUGGGCAACGGCCGAAUAGGCACCGAAGCAGCAUUCGUAGCCGUGAAAUCGCUCAUCGGCAUCGGCCGCGGGUUCUACCAGACUGCGUCCCAGGUCUCCGUGCAGGCGAGGGUUUCGCGGGGCGAAGUCUCGGUCGUUACGGCGGUUUUCUUUGCUGCUAUGAGUGUUGGGGCCGCGGUUGGGACUAGCGUCGCCGGUGCAAUCUGGCGAAACACGCUCCCCGGGAAACUCUCCCAGCAUCUGCCACCCGAAUACAAAGACCAGGGCGGGGCGAUAUUCUCGAGCAUAGUCGAGGCACAGAAGUACGAGGUUGGGACGCCCGUGCGUGAGGCGAUUGAUGCCGCGUACCGAGGGUCUCAGCGGCUGCUGGGUAUUGCGGCCCUGGCGUCGCUGGUGCCCAUGUUGGUGAUUAUGUUCUUUUUGGAGAAUGUGAGGCUUGAUGAGAGGACGACAGCUGUAGAGAAUGGUGAUGAUGAGGGUGAUGCUGGUAAGAGUGAGGUGCAGGACGGAAAGGUUGAGGGAAGGUCGUGA
Molecule: messenger RNA, 1887 nt
Organism: Aspergillus puulaauensis
Lineage: Eukaryota; Fungi; Ascomycota; Eurotiomycetes; Eurotiales; Aspergillaceae
Exons: 6
Coding region: 1-1887 (628 amino acids)
Biological process (GO): siderophore transmembrane transport
Molecular function (GO): siderophore-iron transmembrane transporter activity
Source: RefSeq, a predicted model, not a curated record